This is a messenger RNA of Notodromas monacha, 822 nucleotides long. NCBI's taxonomy places the organism in Eukaryota, Metazoa, Arthropoda, Ostracoda, Podocopida, Cyprididae. The record is from the annotation of a GenBank genome assembly.
AUGGGCCAGGAGGGCGGAAUUCGAGAUCGAAUGAAGGUGUCAUCGCGCGGGAUGCGGACGUUCGGCCCGAGGCUUCGGGCCCUGAUCGCCGUCGUCAUUGUCGUCGGCAAUGUCGACGGGCAGUACUGGAAUUUCCCGACGUUUCCGUUCUCGGCAUUGACGAGCCAGCGAGUCGUGCCAGCAUCGGGAUCGACCUCUUCGUCGUCAGCGUCUCAGGCUUUCGUCCCGCCAAUAAGAGUCCCUGCUGGAUUGAAACUAUGCCAGUCCUUUUCUUCAAGCAAACAUCGAUCGACGUCUGCAAGCUUGAUCUUUAGUUGCAAGUCGGCGGAGAAACCUCACGAGCAAAAAGUCAUCACGGAUUUAUCCCAGAUCACGUAUGAGGAAUUUUUCGAUCGAAAUCCCGACCGCUUCGUCGAAUGCUUCCAAAAAUUCCGACGGAAGCGGAAGCAACGAAUCAAUAUGAAAGUUUUGUCCAAUUUACGAAAUUUAAGCAAUGCUUUGAAGACGAGCUUGAGUUUGAGGCGUGGUUUUUGCACCUUCUCGGCCGGCCGUCAAGUUGCACAGCGAGUCAAGAAAAGCAACCUUCGGAGAGAAUGCGAAAAAUUCGGCGAUUAUUGCCCACUUCUCGUGGCGAAAUGUAACAGAUCCCGAAAGACGGACCCGAGACCAGAUUACGGGACCGAAUCCCGUGAUUGCGAAGCGUUUGGAAAUGACACCGAGGCGGAAAGAAAAAAGUGCCGGAAAGAGAUACACACGGGAAAAGAAGAAAAUAUAACCUCUCAUCGUCGCUAUAUAGGAAACAACCGGAAGGAAACAAAAUAA